Messenger RNA from Symbiodinium natans, 2562 nucleotides. NCBI's taxonomy places the organism in Eukaryota, Dinophyceae, Suessiales, Symbiodiniaceae. The record is from the annotation of a GenBank genome assembly.
AUGGCAUCCUUGCAGGAUGACCUAGCUAAGCUGCUCGUGCCCCUGUCCCCGCGGAGCCGGCAGCAGCUUGAGGCCAAGUGCCUGUCAGCCCAGCCUCUGAACCUGCUUUCGAUUUUGGACACGCCCGCGACGCCCGCUGCUCCUGGCCUUGGUGGCGCCGUGCAGCUUGCAUCCGCCAAGCAACUCGCAGCCGUUUUGCUGGGGAGACGCGUGCAGGAGUGCUGGCACACGCUCAGUGUUGCUGACCGGGCCCAACUGCAAGCCCGCCUUGUCCAUUCUUUGGACUGCGCUCCAGGCGGCAGUGAGUCGGCCACAAUCCUUGCAGACUGCACUGUGGCUGUUGCCCGGCAUCUCGCGGCAGAGGGCGUCCUAUGGCUGGAACUAUUGCUGUGGAUCCGCAAAGUUGCUGCUGAUGGAGAGCGGCUACAUGAGCUGCCUGCCUGUUGCUCUCAGUUUCAUGGCAUGAUGACUCUCCUUAAAGGCCUUUUGAUGUCGCCUCCGUCACCUCCAUGGCGGAACCUUCUUGAGCCUCACCUUACGGAGCUCUGCCAGGCUUGUGUGUCCAUAUUGGAAGGCACACGUUGCCACCAAGAAGGCGAUGCCCAGACUCACGCCAAGAACGCCAUCGAAUGCCUGGGUUCCCUGGCCGCCAUUGUGAGGGGUGAGGAAGCCGCUCGCCUGUUUCAUCACCAGGUGGUCGGAGUGCUUGUCAGUGACGCCAUCAUGGGAAGCGAACUCUGUGAUGCUGCUCUAGAAGCUUUGUCGCAAGCUGCUGCCGCCGACGAGCUGCUCAUCGCCGAUGCCUCCUUCUACCAUUCACCGCCGUCGGAGCUCUGCAGAGUGGUUCGAUUGGCCCUGACGGCCUCCGUGACGCAGCGAGGGUCGAGGAGACUGAAAGCACUCCGCUUGCUUCACAGCAUCGCUGACUCGCAUUCCCGGCUCCUUUGCACGGCGCAGGGUGUCCAGCUUUCGGCAGAGGAGGUCCUACUUUCUUUGGUUGACUUAGUGGCACCGGACGAGGUACGAGUCAAAGCCAACUGUUGGGAAGGGCUCUUCGUGGGGCAGAACUCUGCGGCAGAGAGUGGAGCUGAGUAUGCAUUGCUCACUCGAAUUUCGAAGCGCAUGCCAGACAAACUGGUCCUUCCCCUUAUCUACCGCAGCGCCUGUAGGACCUUGACCGGCUCCGAUCUGCCAAGCAAACUUGCUGCGCUUGCAAGCCUGGGGGCGGUGCUGCCAGGAUGUGCUUCAGGGGUGAAAAGGCAGCUUCACCGAGUUGCCAAACUGGUUUUGCGAGCCUUGGUGCAACCGGCAUUACAUCCUGUGGCCUUCGCAUUAGUCGCUGACUUGUGUGCUCUUAUUCCUGCUGAGACGCGCUGCGGGUCGGCAAGGCUGACCGAGAGAUUGCUUCCUCCUCUUCUACAGCAGCUGCAGCUUUUGCAACUUCAUGAUGUGGGCUUCCCGCAUGCCCUUGCGGCUCUCGAGGCUGCUUGUCCAAGAUCCGCCUGUGGCAGGCUACUGCCUGCUUUUCGACCUCCCCAAAGUGGAGUGGCAGUGCUGAUGUGGGCCUGUGAGAAGUUGGGGGAGCUUGUCCUCCAACACGAUUCCCUGGAAGCUGGGCUGGCAGACAGCAUAGCAAAGAGACUUUGUACUCUCAUCAGUGUGCUGGCUCGGAGACAGCACUCCACACGACACACCGCGGAGAGUGUGAAGGCAGUCGGACGCAGAAUCGCAGCUGUGCUGCAGCAAGUGAUGACCUCCGCUUCCGGUGUAGAGACGCGCUCUGCUGCACUGGAAGCUUCUGGAGCUUGGAUCAAGCUGAUGGCUGAUUCUGGUUCCAGAUGCCCAGAGUUUCUGAACACUUGCUUGCAAGCGGUGGAGAAUGGCCUGCACGACCAGUUUGAGCCUGUGUCUGGGGUGUCCGCAGAAGCAUCGGUGCGAUUCUGCGUCGCACUUGGGCCACUGGCACCCUCACCGGGAGCUGUCGCCGUGGCUGGCUUGGAAUGUUGUGCCCGACGACCCCGACCUGACUUGCUGUGGGCGCUGGCCGCUCUUGUGGCAUCCACGCAAUGCCUGCACGCCGUCUUCGGAGACCUGGCAGCACCGGAGUGGAGUCGACUGGCACAGCUCCUAAGCGGCUUCCUAGAGCAGAGGGAGCUGCGUGGGGCGACCGCCGAGCUGGUGAGGCAUGUUCCGCUGUGCAAGGCGACAGCCGUGCUUCUCGCGCGUUUGGCAGCAGAAGUGCAAGAGGAGGAGAGGGUCGAGGUGUUUCGCAAUCUUUGCACGGCUGCUGCUCACAUGGCAGUUGCCGCUCAGGAAGACUCGUCAACAGAGGUUGCCGAGGCGAUGCAAUUGCUGAGGGAAGCCGCCAGGCUCCGGCAAAGUGCAGCGCCAGCGAGGUCAAGCGCUUUGCAAAGCUCGGACGAGGACUCGUCGGACACUUCCGAUUGCCCCUCAAGCGCUUCAGAAGAGAGUGCCCCCACCGUAGCUUCGACAGCAGAUUUGGAAGGUCCAGGUGCUGGACAGGCUUUGCACGUGCUCUGCCGGGCUGUGGGCCUGACAUAG